CGUCCGGUGGCCACGUAUGGCUCCUUCCAACGGCGGUAACAGCGGCUAACGGGUCCUAUCCGUUAACCGACCUGACUUCAGCCAAGCGUUUAUUUUGUCUUUAACAAACGUGGUGGGCUUUUUUUUUUUCUUCUUCUUCGUUUGAAGCGCAAAGGACAAAGUUUUGUCUGAAUGUUUCCCGCUGGGACCGUGAAACCGGAGGAGGAGGCGGAGGCGGAGAAGGAGGGGGCUAACGGCUGAGGGCUCGUCCUGUCCAGUCAGAGUGUCUGAUCCGGGUUCCGUCUGGCCGUUCAGUCAGACGGUCGGCGGCUCCUUCGAGGCUGAAUUGACGGGAUUCACCGGGGGGAAACUUUUUCUCUUUUCUUCCCGCGGAUGAUUCAGUUAGGAACACAGAGAAGUUGGGAUUCAUUUAAAGUAGUUUUGACUUUGUUCGGACUGUUUUCUUUCUUCUCUCAGUGUCAAGACUUCAAACUCUGGAGGCAUCACUCUUCCUACGGACAUUUUUGAUUCACAUAGAACUUCUUGCAACUUUAUCACAGCAAGCGGUUCGGGCUUCUUGCACACACACAAAAAAAAUAUGGAUAAAUACGAGGAUUUGGGACUCGAAGCGAGUAAGUUUAUCGAGGACUUGAACAUGUAUGAAGCGUCCAGAGAUGGCUUGUUUCGAAUGCGGAGGGAUGCGGGAAAUAAUCCGGACUUUGAGGAAACUCGGAAGGUUUUUGCCUCCAAAAUGACCAAAAUACACAUGCAGAAGCAGCAGGAGGAGAUGGCAAAAAGCAGCCAGGUGAUUAAAAUGAACGGAGGUCAUUACACCAAGGACAGACCGCCCAUCAACAGCUACAAGCAGCCCGGGGAAGCGGCGGCGAAGCCCCCGAUCCUGUCGGGCCCGGUGCCGGUGACCCAGUGUGUUCAGGCUGAAGCUCCAGCCAGCAGGAUGUACGGCUACGGAAGCAGUUGUGAUAACAACGAGCGCUUGGAGCCACACUCCUCCCAUCAUAAUAACUCUUCCAUGCCAAGUUGUGGAAGUCCCGCUGCCAGUGCUCUGUUCCCUGUCCCCCCAUCCAGAGAGGGCAAGCUGCCCCCCACUCUCUCAGGGAGCAGCGCAUCCCACCAUCAGCCUCAGCGCCUGCACACAUCUUCCACCGUGAGUCCUUCACAAGCAACCAGUCAGAGUCCGCUGUCCUCUGCUGGGACAGCCAGGGCUUGGACUGGAGAGCCCACUGGUGCUCCAACAUCAGAGGGCAUCCCUGCUUUUCCUUUGACCGCCUUCACAGGUGAUGCUGACCAUCAUGUGCAGCAGCCUGUGAGUCAUUACUUGCAAUCUGUUAACCACAAUGGGCCUGCAGCCACUUCCUUUGUCCCAGAAAUGCCUCAACCUAAAGCCCAGGUGACCUCUGCAACCCCAUGUGCCUUGAAGAACCAGCUUUCGUCCUCCCCUAAACCGAUCCAGAUAUCGCCUACCGCUCAGCCUGCGCAGCCACUGGAGCAGGAGCCCUCUGCAGCUGAAAUCAAACUAGAGGCACUUACGAAACAACUGGAAAAAGAGAUGGAUGCCCAACCAAAAUCAGACUACUUUGGGCUUUGCGUGAAGUGUAACAAGGCGGUUUACAGAGCUAACCAGGCCUGCCAGGCUAUGGGUAGCCUCUACCACGACACCUGCUUCACCUGCAGUGCCUGCAGUCGAAAGCUAAGAGGGAAGGCUUUCUACUACGUCGGAGGGAAAGUUUUCUGUGAAGAGGACUUCCUGUACUCUGGUUUCCAGCAGUCUGCUGAUAAGUGUAACGCAUGUGGACAUCUGAUCAUGGACAUGAUCCUGCAGGCUCUGGGGAAGUCGUACCACCCCGGCUGUUUCCGCUGUAUGAUCUGCAACGAGAGCCUCGACGGAGUGCCCUUCACUGUGGACACGGAAAACAAGAUCUACUGUGUCAAGGACUACCACAGGGUCCUUGCUCCUAAAUGUGCAGCCUGUAACCAGCCGAUCCUGCCCUCAGAGGGCUCUGAUGAAACCAUCCGAGUCGUAUCCAUGGACAAAGACUACCAUGUAGAAUGCUACCACUGUGAGGACUGCAAGAUGGAGCUGAACGAUGAAGAGGGUCACCGCUGCUACCCGCUAAAUGGCCACCUCCUCUGCCACUCCUGCCACCUGAAGCACAUCAAGCCCUGCUGUCCCCCUGCAGUCCCUGCCUCCACAUACUGACAGGUCUGUGGGUGGAGGGCGACACCUGGUGGUUCUGAACAGGAACUACCAAGCUUGGCAGCAGCAGUGGAUGUGUUCGAUUCUUGUUGUAGAGAAUUGAUGGGUUUAUUAUGUCAUUCUCUUGACUUGUGCUGUGUGUUUGGAUGAGUUUAUUAAUGAAGUUAUUUUUAUGUAGGAGGAAAUGGUAAUCAAAUAUUGGUUACACCCAAGCUCUCCUUUGAAAGCAGAGACAUCUUGCAGACUUUGCAGAAGUGUUGCCAUUUAAUUAUUCUUUCAAGAGAGAUCAGCUGCUUUUUUUGUAAAUAUUUUCUGAUCUACUAAUUUUCUGUUUGGAAAUGCCUUCAAGUUCACAUUUGUGCCUCUAUAGCUUUCAUAGCGUCCAAUUUAAUUCAGGUACAAGAGUUCUCCUUUCACUGGUUUAUGAAUUCAGUCGAACAUUACUGACAAUUAAGAUUUUGAUCAGGAAUAAUCAUUUCUAUUAUCUGCCAUAAACUUCUUUAAUUUUUUUCAUUUUGUCUCUGCGUAGAUUUCUUUAUGCAUUUGUGUGGCAGGACAAAAGUUUAAAUUUUCUUGAUGUAAAUGUUGUGUAAGCCAAACGACUCCAACACACAACCACCUCACACCAGUGUUAAAUAAGGUCGUUAAUCUCCAGUCUCUUCUAUGGGCUUCUUAACUCACAUCAAUGCACAUUCUCUUCCUAAAUCUGAAAAAUGAAUCUCUAAAAUAUAGUUACAAAUAUCCUCUAUUUUUCUGUGUUUCAGUUGUAAAUGUUUUUCUUUGAUUUUUCUAUACAUUAGGUUGGCAGAACUUGGUAUUUAUUUUUUAAAGAUACAUAUAUUCUGGCCUGUUUUUCCUCAUUUAUUUUGAUACAAAGUAGCUUGAUUAUAUAAGACAGACAAAGAAUUUGUUGACCUUAUGCGCAGCCUACAGCCUAAUCCUACAUACGCGCUUGUUGGGUUUACAGAGUAAACGGUUUUGUCUUCAUAUAUUUUAUUGUUCAUAAUUUGACUUUACUAACUUAACACUUUUGUUGCUUGUCUUUUUAAAACUUCAUGUCUAAACCGGCUGUUGGACAAGAUGAAGAGCAAGAAGACUUUGUGUGAUUAUUGUAAAGAUAUUUAAUACAUUUUAAAAGACCUGC
This is a messenger RNA of Poeciliopsis prolifica (blackstripe livebearer), 3338 nucleotides long. RefSeq names its product LIM domain-containing protein 1-like. Gene Ontology annotation, biological process: cytoskeleton organization; positive regulation of miRNA-mediated gene silencing; response to hypoxia. Gene Ontology annotation, cellular component: P-body; nucleus; transcription regulator complex. Gene Ontology annotation, molecular function: transcription corepressor activity. The record is from RefSeq and is a predicted model, not a curated record. The transcript is spliced from 8 exons. Bases 578 to 2197 code for a protein of 539 amino acids. Lineage: Eukaryota; Metazoa; Chordata; Actinopteri; Cyprinodontiformes; Poeciliidae.